UCCUCCUCUGCCACCUCGAGACCUUCCUUGGCUUUCGUUCUCGUCUCGACUCCGUCGCCUUGGCCCGAUCAACCUACUCGUACUCAUCAUAUCCGUUACCACUGCUCGUCGCCAAGCCCUAUACGAUAGAUUUACGCAAAAUACGCCCAGAACAAUAUCAUCAUGCCGGGUCACGACACUCAUCUCAAUGGCCUCGCGGCUCAGAAUCGGUCGGAUCUUCCUUCAGUCCCAAAACCAGUACACGCCCAACAGCCCAGCCCGCAUCAGCCAAUGGAGCUCCAGCAGGUGUCACAGAAUCAGGAUCAGGAGCAGAAUACCCCCGACGAACCCGAGUUGAAGCUUAGGGGUGGCCGCAACGGCGAAAUGUGUCCUGGUCGAUUCUGCUUCAUCAUCCCUUGCCCGAUUCCCUGCAACUUCUGCGUCUUCCCGUGUCCCUGCUGAUCCGGCCCAAAGCCUAUCGGCUUGGAUAGGGAGGACGUGUACGUGUGGGCUCCACUUCGAAUGGGAGCAUGGUGUUCAGUGUUCACCUCAGUAGGCCGUCGCAAAGCAGCGGACAAAUCAUGUCGACAUUCGGGUAUUCGAACGUCGUGCUUCAUGGAGAGGUCCUAUUCGAUGACGCUUCAAGCAUUUCAUUGCAUUCGAUGGGCAUAUGGCUUUUGGUGUUUCGCGCUUCUAUUAUUCUUGUCUUUCCUCAUUCCUUUCCCUUUCCCUGUUUGUCCCCGAGCUCCGUGGCGUAUCUGGCGCUUUCUCUUGAAAUAAAUAAGAAACACAUUGGCAUAUGAAUAUUCGGCUCCGGUGAAGAAUCAGCAAC
Sodiomyces alkalinus F11 is the source of this 811-nucleotide messenger RNA. RefSeq lists its product as hypothetical. Bases 163 to 441 code for a protein of 92 amino acids. The transcript has 2 exons. The record is from RefSeq and is a predicted model, not a curated record. Lineage: Eukaryota; Fungi; Ascomycota; Sordariomycetes; Glomerellales; Plectosphaerellaceae.